CAGAACUUGAUCUCCCAAUAGCAGUACGUAAAGGUACACGGUCUUGUACUCAUCCUAUUUCUUCAUUUGUGUCGUACAAUCAGUUAUCUCCUGCUUCAUGUUCUUUUAUUGCUUCCAUUGAUUCUAUUUCUGUUCCCAAAUCUGUCAAAGAAGCUCUGUCUCAUCCUGAAUGGCGUCAAGCCAUGGUAGAGGAAAUGAAUGCUUUAGAUCUUAAUGGUACAUGGGAUUUGGUUGACUUACCUACAGGGAAGAAAUCUAUUGGAUGUAAGUGGGUCUUUGCUGUUAAGGUUAACCCAGACGGAUCCGUUGCUCGGUUAAAAGCCCGAUUAGUUGCGAAGGGUUAUGCUCAAACCUAUGGUGUUGAUUAUUCUGACACUUUUUCUCCUGUUGCUAAAUUAACAUCUGUCAGGUUACUUAUCUCACUCGCUGCAAUUCAUGAUUGGCACUUACAUCAAUUGGACAUUAAAAAUGCAUUUUUGAAUGGUGACCUUAAGGAAGAAGUCUAUAUUGAGCAACCUCCGGGAUUUGUUGCUCAGGGGGAGUAUGGUAAAGUUUGUCGACUUCGCAAAUCUCUUUAUGGUCUGAAACAGAGUCCUCGUGCAUGGUUUGGGAAAUUCAGUCAAUCAAUUGAACAAUUUGGAAUGAUAAAAGGCAAAUCAGACCACUCUGUAUUUUACAAACAAACAGAAUCAGGUGUCACAUUGCUUGUGGUAUAUGUUGAUGAUAUUGUGAUUACAGGGAGUGAUAAUGCAGGUAUUUUGGCCCUUAAGAAUUUUCUGCAUAGUCAAUUCCAGACGAAAGAUCUUGGCUCUUUGAAAUACUUUCUGGGAAUUGAGGUAACACGAAGUAAGAAAGGCAUAUUUCUAUCUCAACGUAAAUAUGUACUUGACUUACUAGCUGAGACAGGGAAAUUAGGGGCAAAACCAAGUACAACACCCAUGGUUCCCAACGUGCAACUCACUCAAGAAGGCACACCGUUUGAAGACCCAGAAAGAUAUAGAAGACUGGUUGGAAAGCUUAAUUAUCUCGCAGUCACCCGUCCAGAUAUUGCUUAUUCUGUGAGUGUAGUGAGUCAAUACAUGUCAUCUCCGACCAUUGAUCAUUGGGCUGCUGUAGAACACAUAUUAUGUUACUUAAAGGGAGCACCAGGACGAGGUAUUGUUUAUCAAAACCAUGAUCACAUGAGAAUAGAAUGCUUUGCAGAUGCUGAUUGGGCCGGUUCUAAAGAUGAUCGAAGAUCUACAUCUGGCUAUUGUGUCUUUGUUGGUGGUAAUCUUGUAUCCUGGAAGAGUAAGAAACAGAAUGUGGUUUCUCGUUCUAGUGCUGAAUCAGAAUAUCGAGCUAUGGCACAAUCCGCAUGUGAGAUAAUAUGGACACACCAUUUAUUGAAUGAAAUUGGAUUGAAGACACCAAUGCCUGCUCAGUUGUGGUGCGAUAACCAAGCUGCUAUACACAUAGCAAACAACCCCGCAUUUCACGAGAGAACAAAGCAUAUUGAGGUUGAUUGCCAUUUUAUUCGAGAGAAGAUACAAAAAGGAUUAAUCUCUACCGGGUAUGUGAAGACUGGAGAACAACUUGGAGAUUUAUUCACUAAAGCUCUAAAUGGGAUUCGAGUUGAUUACUUAUGUAACAAAUUGGGCAUGAUAAAUAUCUAUGCUCCAACUUGAGGGGGAGUGUAAAAGUAUUAUUGUAUCUAGGAAUAUGUUUUAGGAAUAUGCUCUAGAAUAUGCUUUAGGAAUAUACUCUAGACAUUAUUAUUGUAUAGCAUCUUAUAUAGGAAUAUUCCAUCUUUGUAAUAUAUAUAUAUAGGGCCUUAACCCUCUAAUGAAAAACACAGAAAAUCCUUCUCUCCAUCUUUAAUAGCAUUGUAGUUUAUAUUUCAAC
Cuscuta europaea is the source of this 1884-nucleotide messenger RNA. Lineage: Eukaryota; Viridiplantae; Streptophyta; Magnoliopsida; Solanales; Convolvulaceae. The record is from the annotation of a GenBank genome assembly.